Micropterus dolomieu (smallmouth bass) is the source of this 7247-nucleotide messenger RNA. It is a transcript of the gene cpeb4b, whose product is annotated as cytoplasmic polyadenylation element binding protein 4b. NCBI's taxonomy places the organism in Eukaryota, Metazoa, Chordata, Actinopteri, Centrarchiformes, Centrarchidae. The transcript has 10 exons. The record is from RefSeq and is a predicted model, not a curated record. Gene Ontology annotation, molecular function: mRNA regulatory element binding translation repressor activity; mRNA 3'-UTR binding; ribosome binding. The coding region runs from base 539 to 2776 and encodes 745 amino acids. Gene Ontology annotation, biological process: negative regulation of cytoplasmic translation. Gene Ontology annotation, cellular component: cytoplasm; neuron projection; nucleus.
GGUGGAAAGGGUGGUGCUAGAAGCGGAAGUGUGUCUCGGCUGAUCUCUCGCUGUCAUUCGGCCACGGUCGGUUCCAGGAGAGAGGGGCAGCCAAGAAGCAUACAGGAAUCGGCUGGCUCUGUAGGAAAAGACAGUUAGCGAGAAAAAAUAUACUGAAAUCAAACGAACAAUGAAACCGAUCGAAUAAGGCUUGUGGAAGAACAGCUGCCGGAUAUAUUUCACGCGUUGCCACGUUAACAAAGCUCUUUGAUUAUAACGUUACAGUCCAGAUUAGAGGCAGCAGAUAGAGAGCUGUGUCAUUGAGCAGGCAGGACACGUCAGGAGAAGGGAGAAAAAAAAGCUGACCGACUGCACUGUACGAGUCAGCUAUCAAAUCGCCUCCGAAAAGCUUUGCCUGACGUGCUGAUUUUUUCAAGGACACAACCUUGCUCUCAACCCGAGGGAAGGAUCUCGACAAAGACAUCGCCGAGGUCGAAGGUGGUGAUCAGAAGGACCAAACGAUCACGGGAUAGAAUUUGUGUGUGGGGGGAGAAAACAAAUGGGGGAUUACGGGUUUGGAGUCCUAGUUCAAAACAACACUGGCAACAAGUCUGCAUUCCCGGUCCGAAUCCACCCGCAUCUGCAGCCCCCACACCACCACCAAAAUGUGUCGCAGAGCCCUGCUGCUUUCAUAAACAGCACCACAGCCGCAGGGAAUGGCACCACGGGAGGCUCUCCCUGGCUCUUCCCCCCCUCUGCCACCCACAACAGCGUGCAAGACGAAAUCCUUGGGGGCCCAGAGAAGCCCAAAGCACAGCAGCAACAGGAAAUGCAAGAAACGCAAGAAAAGCAGCAGCAGAUGUCCCCUGGGAGUCACCAGGAGGGUGGAAGUGGUGGUGGGAUCAUUUCAGAACUGGAAAAAGCCCGGUCAGAGGACGCCAAGACGGACAGCGGCGUGUCUGAAGGAAGUAAUGGAAAGGAGAAGCAACUACGUCUUGAGUCUCCUGUCCUGACGGGUUUUGAUUACCAAGAGACAUCUGGUCUUGGGGGAACUGGCCCGGUCCAGUCCAGUACAACCUCGUCAUCCCUCACUGGCUUCAACAACUGGUCAGCUGCCAUUCCGCCGGCACCAUCAACCAUCAUCAAUGAGGACGUCAGCUUCUUCAACCCGGCCUCUGCCAACAAUGGGCCCCUACUGUUCCAGAACUUCUCACACCAUGUCAGUCCCGGGUUUGGUGGGAACUUCUCCCCCCAGAUCGGACCGGCGGCGGCCUUGUCCCAGCACCACCCGGCUCCCCCACCACACCCCCACUUUCAACACCCCCACAACCAACACCAGCAGCAUCGGCGCUCCCCGGCCUCUCCACACCCUCCACCGCCCUUUCCGCACAGGAAUCCGGCUUUCAGCCAGUUGCCGCAUUUGUCCAACAGCCUGAACAAGCCCCCUUCCCCCUGGGGUCCAGCCAGCUACCAGAGCCCCUCUCCCUCCCCCGGCUCCUCCACCUCCUGGAGUCCUGGAGGAGGUUAUGGUAGUGGUGGCGGCGGCUGGGGAGGGUCUCAGGGCAGAGAUUAUCGCCGAGGGCUGAACGGGGGGAUGACCCCCAUCAACUCUAUCUCUCCACUGAAAAAGACCUUCCCUAACAACCAUGUGGCUUCUCAGAAGUACCCCCGAAACAGCCCUGCCGGCUUUAACCCCAAGUCUUGGAUGGAUGAUGGAGUCGGGCGCAGUGAUAACAUCUUCCCCUUUCAGGAACGCACCAGGUCCUUUGACAGCUUCAACAUGAACACGCUGGAGAGCUCCCUGAUCGACAUCAUGAGGGCUGAGCAGGACACCCUGAAAGGUCGCCUGGGAUUCCCCCAUCCAGGAGGGGACAACCCUCUGCCCCUCAAUGGCCACUCCUCUCUCUUCCCCAUGGAGGAUGGUUUCCCUGACGAUGAGCGUGGCGAUCAGGGUCUCGCGGGCCUUGGCUCUCCACACUGCUUUCCACACCAGAACGGAGAUCGCGUCGAACGCUACUCACGCAAGGUCUUCGUGGGAGGACUGCCCCCGGACAUAGAUGAAGAUGAGAUAACAGCCAGUUUCCGGCGUUUUGGACACCUGUUUGUGGACUGGCCUCACAAAGCGGAAAGCAAAUCCUAUUUUCCCCCCAAAGGCUACGCGUUCCUGCUGUUCCAGGAUGAGAGCUCAGUGCAGGCUCUGAUCGAUGCCUGCAUCGAAGAGGACGGCAAGCUGUACCUCUGUGUCUCCAGCCCUACCAUCAAAGACAAGCCGGUCCAGAUCCGCCCCUGGAACCUGAAUGACAGUGAUUUUGUGAUGGAUGGAUCUCAGCCUCUGGACCCAAGGAAAACCAUCUUUGUUGGAGGUGUCCCUCGUCCGCUCCGUGCCGUGGAGCUGGCCAUGAUCAUGGACCGCCUGUAUGGCGGAGUUUGCUACGCUGGCAUCGACACAGACCCUGAGCUGAAGUACCCCAAGGGAGCGGGGCGGGUCGCCUUCUCUAAUCAGCAGAGCUACAUUGCUGCUAUCAGUGCUCGCUUUGUACAGCUGCAGCAUGGAGAAAUCGAUAAACGGGUGGAAGUGAAGCCAUACGUGCUGGAUGACCAGCUGUGCGAUGAGUGCCAGGGAACUCGUUGCGGUGGGAAGUUUGCGCCGUUCUUCUGCGCCAACGUCACCUGUCUACAGUAUUACUGCGAGUACUGCUGGGCGGCCAUCCACUCGCGCGCCGGACGAGAGUUUCACAAACCCCUGGUGAAGGAGGGGGGCGACCGACCCCGUCACAUCUCCUUCCGCUGGAACUGAGCGGCCGACAAGAGAGGGAGAGGCAACAGGGGAGCAGGAGGGCAGGUAGUGCAGGAGUCGCAAAUCAUUGUACAAAUAAAUGCACUUUUCUGUUGCUGGUUCCUUUUUGCUCUAAUUUCACUGAACCUUUUUCCUCAUUUUUAUUAAGUUAAUAUAUAUCUAUAUUUUGAAGAUAGAAAAGAAAAACUGGAAUUAUAUCCAAAUAUGUCCAGCAAGGAAAAAGAUGUGUAACAUAAUUUUAUUUAUGCGUUUGAUUUUUGAAAUAUUUUUAUGAGUUCUCAAAAAAUACAUAUAUAGGAAAGUUUGAGGUGUGAUAUGGUACUCUGCUAUUCAAUUGGCAUAUUUUUCUAAACAAUGUAUCUGAUUUUAAUUUUGAUACAAGAGGCCCCAAAACAAAUACACUUCAUUUGACAUUUGAUUGACUUUUUUUGUAGCAGAGCUAUUGCUUUUUAUUUAGUAUCGAGUCUCCGGAGCAAAAUGCUGUUGGGACAGUAUAUCAUCGGCUUUUUGUUUCUGAGAGGUGUGAUUACGUUUUCUAUUGAUACAAGAGGCUCCAGAGCAAAUGUGAAUUGAAAAAGGUGUUGCUGAAGAAGAGUGCAAUUAUUUCCAAUUUAAAGAGUGCAGAUCCCGGUAUACGAGACCCUUAGCAGUUAACCAAAGCUGAAUCUCAAUUAACUUUGAAGAACAGAGAGGGCCCACUGCAGAACGAAAUGGAUUAUUUUCCCUCCCAUAUCAAAAUGUUUGAACCUCUCUUUUUUUUAUGAUUUCCCAGAUCAUACAAAUAUUUUGAUGUUACUUGAAAACCACAACAAAAUUUUUAGCAACACAUAUUUGAUCUCCAUUUUGACAUGCAAAAACUAAUACCUCAAACUCAGCUGCUAAUGUGCCGAAUACAGUUUAAAAAAAAAAAAAGAAAGAAAGCAAGCAAGAAAGAAAACAUCAUCACCCGCUGGUGUUCUCCUUUCCUUAGAACGAUAAUCAAAGGGAAGUGAUGCAACAGGCAGAGUGUGAUGUGACUGGCACAGUUUUGUACUCACUUGCUUCAUCACCUCCUUAUUUUUGUAAUCAAACCCAGGGUUGUGCUAGGGACAGAGCAGAGCAACGUACAAUAUACAGCGUAUUAGGGGAAUGUAUGGCGUAGAGGCUACAGGAGAGACAGACAGGCUUACUGGCAAAGAGCUAAAGUUCAGCCCCACUCCCCCCUCCUCAUGUCUGCCUGCGGCCUCUGCUGCUACGCUAGCAGCUAACAGAGGAUAGGGCCUUGUUCAUGGAUCCAAACCUGCUUUAUGUGUCUGUACACAGUUGGGGGAUCCAGGUCUUUCAGGACUGAGGUUAACGUAACUAAGAGAGAGAGAGAGAGAGAGAAGGCUGGUCAAGUGGCCACCCUUUUUAUUGCAGUUUUUACGGGCCUACCACCAAACGGGGAAGCUAGCCUGUCUUUGUUCGAUUUUCUUUAAAAAAUGCAUUUGUGCAAUUCUCCCAAGUCUUUAAUGAAAAAAAAAAGUUCUACUUGCAUCCACGAGUCAGCUACAUUUAAUGAAAGAAGCAAUUAAAGUUUAUCUGAUUUCCGAAUCGUCAGCACACAUUUGAGUCAUGGAGGGAUCUGCCCUUUCGGCGAACCCUUUAUCCUUUCUCCUGCCAAGCUAAUCCAACUCAGCAUCCAGUGUUUUUGAAGCAUAAAUGAAGAUAGUCUCUGCAGUGUGCUCUACUACUACACACUUGUGACCCACAUGCAGUUUGCUCUUGAUAACAGCCGGUUGUACCCAGUUUUGGGAGCCAAAGAUGGCUGUGCGGUAGUGGGUCAUACUGUAGCUCAUUUCUUGUUUAGGUUUUUAUUCUUGUUUUCUUUCUCAUUUCUUCAAGGACGUUUUUCAUAUAAUUUUAAAAAAAAAUCUGUCACUUCUGCCCAGUUUUGCUUAACUGUCAAGCCCAGCAAACCAAAGAUUGGCCUUGAGCAUAAUAUAUUUAUAUAUAUAUAUAUUUGACAGUGCAGUCAAAACCUAUUAGAACACCAGUGGAAAAACAACAGACACACACACACGCCCACACACACACUCAUACACACACACACACACACACACACACACACACAAGGCCUCACACUCUCCAUAGCUCAAAAUGGAGGUGCACGCUGGUAGGCACUAGAUCUUUUUAUCUCAAAUAGGUCUGCGUGUUUGAGAAAAAUUCAACAUAAAGUGCACAUUCACACAGCAAAAGUUAAACUAACCCUCACAUUCGUUUGACAUUUUUAAGUUACUCAGUGGUAACCUACUAGCGGAAUAAAUAUGUCAGGGAGUUAGUACAGAAACUUGAUUAUACACACUAGUGAGAAACGUAUCCUCAUAUCGGCGUGGUGUCGCUGCACCAGUUUUGCACCCUGGACAUUAGUUUUGUGGGUGUGGUGGGUGAGCAUUUUAGAAGUUAAAACACUUUGUGAAGAAUUUGCUGUUAAAUGAGAUGAAAAAAAAAGAUUAUUUUAUACAUGGCCUGCUGAUUUUUGGUACAGUGUUUUCUAGCUAAAUUAUUUUGUCAUGCACAUAUAAACAUUUAUUAUGCACUACUUUUCUAAAUAUUUUUUCUUUUUCCAACAGUCAUUUUAGGCACAUUUUUCACAAAUGGGGAAACUCCUUUUUGCAAUACCUCAAUUUUUCACAUUGUGAAAGGUAGCUUUUGUACUUUUGUUACUGAGAGAUCUGCAUAUAUGGAAAUGUUCAUUUUAAGAAAAAAAAGUUGAGUGAUUUCAAUAUAUAUUAUUUUCAAUUAUGCUUUUUAUACAUUUCAGUGCUGAGGAAACUUUACAACUAAGUGCGCACUUGUGUUGAUGCGACUUCAGAUCUGCAGAGGAGAGACCAAAGUGUAUUGCUCUCUUGGUCUUAGCUUAGCUUUUCGUACACUAGAUGUUUCCAGUCAAUCUGGUCAAUAACAGCAUGGCGAGAAUAAAAAAAAAAAAACCAAGUUGUAAUUUGAAAUCGAUGUUAAUGUCUCUAAACAUGGCUAUACUAGUUGGAAAAUGGUAACUUCUGUCUUGGUUUCCUCUCCAUAGAUGGAGCAUAACUUAUUAUAAGGAGAAUGCAAAAUUUGGUUCACGCUUAACGCUGAAUCUCGUAUCACAAGAAUGGAUGUUUGGUGUUUAGAUAUUUUAAUAUUUGAAAAAAAAAGUAUAUAUAUAUUCUUGAACUUGCCAACUAGCACCUAUUGUAAUCCUUAGCAUGCAUGACAAAAAAAGAGAAAAUGACAAGUACAUGAAUUAGUUAUUAAAAAUUAAUUGUUGUGGUGUGCACCAAAUGUUUCUCAACUAUUAAGUUGUUAAGGACACCCCAAACCCACUCUCACCUCACCCCCCUCCCCUCUCCCCACGUGUUGAUCUCCUCGCUUCCCCAUUCGCAGACCUCUGCAGGAUGCACAUAAGAGAAAGAGAGAGAGAUUAGACGAGAAACAAGACAGAAACAAACUUUUAAAUCGAUUUGGCAGUGCAGGACUUUGAGCAUCUUUAUAGAACACUGUUUAAAAGACUUGAGAACUCAUCCCCGCUGUCUGUCGAGGUGAUCUUCUAUAGACCUAUCUGGAGGAAGGGGAGCUUAAAGACUUGAAUGUGGUAAAUGUUGCAAGUUAACUUCAAGUUGUUAUGUGCAAUACUUCUUUUGAACCUUUUUCCAGAUAAAGACUCUUUGCAAUGUAAUUCUUUAAUGCCAUUUUUAAUUGCAGACAUUUAAUUAAAGAAGAUGUUAAUAUGUUUUUCACAGUCAUUUUCUACUGUUAUUGUAAUCCUUUUCAUGCUGGUGUUUGUAAAAAAGAAAAGAAAUCAAACUAUUUGUACUAAUAUAAAUAAUUGAAGUUAUUUUUAAAACAUUAAAGGUUUUGUGCUCAUUUGCUUAUUUUGUUUAUUUUAAGCUACUGUGAUUGAUUGCAUUGUAAUUAUUAGGUCAACAAUGUAUUUAGCUGUUUAUUGGUAUAUUUUUAAUUGGAAUGUAUAAUUGAUUUUUAUAAUUUUGAUCAGAUUUUUGUUAUAUUUUUGAGGUGAAGCUUUUAAUAUGUUAAAGUGUCUAGUUUUUACUAAUUGCUAUAUUGUGCUCCACAAUAUAUGGUUCACAUUUUCUGAAGGAAAAUAAAUAUUUAAAUAUUUGUCUGUUAAUGAUGUUACUUAAUGGCAAGAUUUCAAUAGUUUUUAACUGUGUAUGGGAAGGUUGUUGUAUUUAUUAAUAGCAUUUUUUUACUUAAGAUAUCACCUUAAUUUUUAUUGUCAUUUCACUUUAUAAGUUCCUAUUUUUGUAUUUUCCUUUCUAAUUAAGUUAUGUAAUACGGAUAUGUCCAUAUUUCUAGGAGUUGGUCUGUAGAAGUGCUAGUGAAACGAAAAAGAUAAAAUCUAAUGUUAUUUAAUUGUUUGCAGCCAACUAUUUAUAACAGUAUGCAUAAUUUUUAAAUAUUUGUAAUGUGAAAUGUUGAAUGAAAUAAAUCUUAACUGUGAUGAAAA